Parasteatoda tepidariorum (common house spider) is the source of this 951-nucleotide messenger RNA. RefSeq lists its product as uncharacterized. Lineage: Eukaryota; Metazoa; Arthropoda; Arachnida; Araneae; Theridiidae. The record is from RefSeq and is a predicted model, not a curated record.
AUGAUUCAUUUCCCGCGUGAAUAUUUUAAUCAUUCCACUUCUCAAUUCAAAUUUGAUGCCCCAGCUUUCGUUCCAGGGAAGAAAGAGGAAACUUCGGAAGUGACACCGCAAAUUGUAGCGACUAGCCUUGAGAAAAACAAACCUAAAAACGUACUUCUGAGUACAGUUCGCGCACAUGUUAAAAAUAAAUUUUCUGAGUGGAUUGAAGUUAGAUGUUUGCUGGAUGUUGGGUCUCAAUCAUGUUUGUGUACUAAGGCGUGCGCGGAGAGGUUGCAAUUAAGAUUGGAGAAAAUAAAUACAAUGGUUUCGUGUGUUAAUGAUGCAACUAUGGUAGUAAACAAAUGUGUUAGAACUUUAGUGGCAAAUAAGGAUAAGAGUUUUGUUAGAGAAUUAACGAUGCUAGUGGUUGACAAAAUUACUGAUCUCAUUCCAAACAAAAUAAUUGAUGCGGAUGUUAGUGUUUCAGAGUUCGUGUCAUUAGCUGAUAAUAAUUUCAACAAACCUGAGAAAAUUAAUAUGUUAUUAGGUGCGGAGGUGUUUUACGAAUUGUUAAGGCCAGGACGAUUUUAUGCUCAAAAUUCCAAUUUGUUGCAAAAUACUGUGUUUGGUUUUGUCGUGAGUGGCGGCGUUGAUCAGGUAGAUUUUGGUCAUGUUCAUUGUGGGCUGAUUCUUGACGAUGACUUGAAUAAAACUUCAAAACGAUUUUGGGAAAUUGAAAAUGUCGAAGUAGAAUUUGCAAAGGACACAGACGCGUCUUUGUGUGAGGAUCAUUUUGUAAGCACCCAUAGAAGAAAUGCAAAUGGUAGAUAUGUAGUUGCAAUGCUCUUGAGUAAGGACCCGUCGUGUCUUGGACAGUCUAAGAACAUAGCUUUGAGGCAACUUAAUUGUUCGUGGAAGCGUUUGUCUAGGGACUCAAGAGUAUUUUUUGUUAUAUCUGGAUUUCUUGCGUAA